Molecule: messenger RNA, 2465 nt
Organism: Brachypodium distachyon (stiff brome)
Lineage: Eukaryota; Viridiplantae; Streptophyta; Magnoliopsida; Poales; Poaceae
Product: serine/threonine-protein kinase RHS3
Exons: 2
Coding region: 588-2294 (568 amino acids)
Biological process (GO): protein phosphorylation
Cellular component (GO): cytoplasm; plasma membrane; nucleus
Molecular function (GO): protein serine/threonine kinase activity; ATP binding
Source: RefSeq, a predicted model, not a curated record
UCCUCUCACAGCCUGGAGCCAAGACAGGGAGAGAGAGGCACCUGACCAUGGAAGACCCAAAAUACUAUUUUCUCGUUUUGCUAAAUUUAGCAGUGCCUUCUUCAUCCAUCUACUUGCCUCCAACCCCACGGCUUCCUCUCACAGCCCCACGAAUUCAACUCCAAGUUUGCAUGCAUUCUUACCAGUUUUUCUUCCAACAAAUCAAUCUUUUCUAGUCGUUGAGAAUUGCAGUUUCCCCACUAUGGCAAGACGAAUACAACCUUGUGUCAUUUUCUUCCAUCGGCGGCUUUGAUCUUUGCUGGUGUUGAUAUGAAGCAUCGAUUGAUUUGUUUGCCAUUUGAAGCACUAGUCGGCAAGAUUUGACUGCCAGGUUUCAUGUUUUUUCCUUGAUCAUUAAGUUCUGGAAUUCUCCUGAAUUAACCAAAUUACCUCUGAUACCUUGCCAGUUUUGUUUAGCUUAAUCUGCCAUGAAAUCUAUUUUCCUUUGCAGUUGCGUUAUGCAAGCUUAACUAGCAAUUAGCUUUUGAUAUUGUCCCUGCCUUGCGAAGUUCCAGAUAAAUUGUCCAAGCACAAAGGGGAAUCCCACCAUGGAAGAUGACGGCAUGGAUUUCAGUCCUCAGAAGAACAGUAACGAAUACGAUAAAGACAGCUUCGAAGACGAUGAAUUCAUCACAUUUCAAUCCGCAACCUCGAAACCAUCAGGCCAUUCGUCGCAUGUCCCCACCGACAACAAGAAUCAGAAGCCCCAAAAUAGGCCGGAUCACCAUGUCGAAAAAGCCAAUCUGAACCAUCCUGUUCAGAGGACGCCGCAAGCAUUGGAGGUGACAGGAGGAGCUUCGACGGCGGCGGCCAGCGCGAACCAUCAGAAUAAUACAGAAAGCGUGGCCGCGGCGGGCAACGGCAGCUUGGACACGAGCCGGAGCAUCCGGAGCAGCAGCUCGGAGAGCAGCAGCAGCAGCGCAGCGCCGUCGACGGCGAACGUGAAGCGGCACACGGGCGGUGACAGCCGGUGGGAGGCGAUCCAGCAGGCGACGGCCCAGGAGCUGGCCGGGCUGAACCUGGGCCACUUCCGGCUGCUGAAGCGGCUGGGGUACGGCGACAUCGGCAGCGUGUACCUGGUGGAGCUCCGUGGCUCGUCCGCCUUCUUCGCCAUGAAGGUGAUGGACAAGGCGUCCAUCAUCAGCCGCAACAAGAUGGCCCGCGCGCAGACGGAGCGCGAGAUCCUCGGCCUCCUCGACCACCCUUUCCUCCCCACGCUCUACACCCACUUCGAGACCGACAAGUUCUACUGCCUCGUCAUGGAGUACUGCAGCGGCGGCAACCUCCACUCCCUCCGCCAGAAGCAGCCCGCCAAGCAUUUCUCCGAGCAAGCCGCCAGGUUUUACACUGCGGAGAUACUGCUAGCGAUGGAGUACUUGCACAUGCUGGGGAUCGUGUACAGGGACCUGAAGCCUGAGAACGUGCUGGUGAGGGACGACGGCCACAUCAUGCUCUCCGACUUCGACUUGUCCCUACGGUGCUCCGUCUGCCCCACGCUCGUCAAAUCAUCAUCCGUGCACAACAGCAGCGGCGUUGCCGCCCCCAGAGAAGGCAGCGGCGAAGGGGGCGAAAGCGGCAGCGGCCCCAACCAGGCCACCCAACAGCAGCAGCAGCAGCAACAACAGUCGUCCUUCUUCUUCCCGCGCAUCCUGCCGCGCCGGAGCCGGAAGGCGUCCAAGAGCGACGUGGGCGCGCUGAACCCGGCGGCGGCCACGGUGGAGUUCAACGCGGAGCCCACGGAUGCGCGGUCCAUGUCCUUCGUGGGCACGCACGAGUACCUGGCGCCCGAGAUCAUCCGGGGCGAGGGCCACGGCAGCGCCGUCGACUGGUGGACGCUCGGCAUCUUCCUCUACGAGCUGCUGCACGGCACCACGCCAUUCAAGGGCGCCGGCAACCGCGCCACGCUCUGCAACGUCAUCGAGCAGCCGCUGCGGUUCCCGUCAGACUUCGGGGGAUCCUCCGGGGGCGGCGCAAGCGCCGUGGCCCGGGACCUCAUCAGGGGGCUGCUAGUUAAGGAGCCGCAGAAGAGGAUCGCCUUCACCAGGGGUGCCACGGAGAUCAAGCAGCACCCGUUUUUCGAAGGCGUCAACUGGGCGCUGGUCAGGAGCAUGGCGCCGCCGUCGGUGCCGGAGCCGGUGGACUUCCGGCAGUACGCUGCUGCUGCUACUGGCAAGGAGAAGAAAGCGCCCGAGAGCGGCGCCUCUUCGGCCAAACCGGGCACCGGCGACGCCCAGAGUGAUUUUGACUACUUCUAGAAUUUCGCCAUAAUGGCAUUUAGGCCGUGCGUUUGACUUCUCAUCAAACCUAUGAGUCGCAAAUGCUCUGAUUAAUACGAAAUCAUGUAGCGGUUCUGACGGUUUCUCUGCUUGCUGUAACGUUUUAUUUACAAAUUUAAUGUCAACGGACUACUUUUUUCUUUUGACAAA